Penicillium waksmanii is the source of this 471-nucleotide messenger RNA. RefSeq lists its product as uncharacterized. The record is from RefSeq and is a predicted model, not a curated record. Lineage: Eukaryota; Fungi; Ascomycota; Eurotiomycetes; Eurotiales; Aspergillaceae. Bases 1 to 471 code for a protein of 156 amino acids. The transcript is spliced from 3 exons.
AUGUCCACCCGCAAGAGAAAGAAUGACCCGGAGGAGGAGCUUCAGGCUCUCCCCAGUGACGAUAGCGAAGAAGAGGAAGAAUAUGAGGACUCUGAGCCCAAUGUCAGUGAUGAGGGCGAAGAGGUAGAUGAAGAGGCCGAGGCCGAGUCCGAGUCCGACGAAGAUGAAGAUGAGGAAGCUGAAGCCGAGGCUGAAGGUCCCCCAGCAGCCAAGAAGCAGAAAACCGCCCCCGCCGCUGACAAAACCGAAGUCACCGAGAACGGCGCCAACGGUGACAAGGAUGGCGAGGGGGAGGACGAAGUUGAAGAUGAUGAUGAUGAAGAAGCAGAGGCUGCCGACGAUGCAGAUGAGGAAGUUGAGGCUGCUGCUGAUACGGCGAAGACCAGCGGUCCUGCUGAGGCCGCGGCAAAGGCCAAGGGUGCUGAGGUCCCCAAGGAGUCGGAUCUCGCAGAGGUUGACGAUGCGGAGUAA